AUGACAUACCACGCUCACGUUUUUGCCUGGGCCAUAACGCCUUCCAUUCUCGCAGGCAUAGCAGUUAUAUCUCGUUGCGUUACACGCUUUGAACUAACGAACACACUCGGCGUGGAGGAAAUUAUCAUUGUUGUGGCCGCCCUCGGGAGUGCAGGUCUCGCCACUCUGAUAUGCUUGGAGGUCGAUCAUGGCUUUCAAGACCACGAAAUCUUACCGCCGAGCGAUUAUGUAUAUCAGCUCAAAAUCCUCUAUGCCGGAUCCCUGCUCUACCAAACGGCGCUGUACUCUGUGAAAGCUUCAAUUCUCUGUCAAUGUCUCAAACUUUUUUCUGGUCGGUACCGCACGGCUUGCGCUGUCGCCUUGACGUUCAUCACAGUAUACGCCAUUGCAGCAUUCACGGUCGACGUCUUCGCAUGUUGGCCGAUACACAAAUUCUGGAUGCUUACCGUCCCGGGCAAAUGCAUCGAACUGUCGCCAAUUUGGUACAUAACGGCCGCAGUACAGAUUACCACCGAUCUGGUUGUUUGCCUGCUGCCGAUAUCGGUGUUCAAACCUCUCAAACUUCCGAAACUUCAGAAAUACAGCUUGAUUUUGGUAUUCGCCCUGGGUGGAGUGGGAUGUGUAUGCUCAAUGAUCAGACUCGUACGACUCCAUCAGAUCCUGGAGGAACCUUACCUCUCACGGAAAGAUGUAUCGGUUGCGCUAUGGUCAUCACUUGAGGUCAAUCUCGGGAUCAUAUGCGCCUGCCUUCCCAACCUCCGACGUCCGCUUAGUCGUUUGUUUCCUAAAUUCUUCCGAAAUACUGGAAGCGAGAGCUCUGACUCAUCGGGGAACAAGAUGUCAUUUUGCCGUCUAUGGAAAGGGACCAAAUGGAUCAGCUCAAAUAAUUCGACCACCUCCGAGCGCUAUACACUCGCAACGAUAGAAUGAUGUGAAGCCAACGCUGACCUGUCUGGCCGUCAGUUCGCACCUCUCUACAGCUUCUGGGGACUUUCAAUGUCGCCCUUGGUAGACGUGGGUGUUAGAAGCAAUGCAGCUAGGAGAAGCCCUUCAAAAGGCCAGCCAACAGGUGGAAGAAAGUGCGGCGGCAUGGAUGGAAGCUGUCGGGUCACCGAAAAGCGCUGCGAC
Messenger RNA from Exophiala viscosa, 1128 nucleotides. RefSeq lists its product as uncharacterized. The record is from RefSeq and is a predicted model, not a curated record. The transcript has 4 exons. The coding region runs from base 1 to 930 and encodes 309 amino acids. NCBI's taxonomy places the organism in Eukaryota, Fungi, Ascomycota, Eurotiomycetes, Chaetothyriales, Herpotrichiellaceae.